This is a messenger RNA of Sphaerodactylus townsendi, 3059 nucleotides long. RefSeq names its product phospholipase A and acyltransferase 3-like. Gene Ontology annotation, cellular component: cytoplasm. The record is from RefSeq and is a predicted model, not a curated record. The transcript has 5 exons. Gene Ontology annotation, molecular function: A2-type glycerophospholipase activity; glycerophospholipid phospholipase A1 activity. The coding region runs from base 168 to 698 and encodes 176 amino acids. Gene Ontology annotation, biological process: N-acylphosphatidylethanolamine metabolic process. NCBI's taxonomy places the organism in Eukaryota, Metazoa, Chordata, Lepidosauria, Squamata, Sphaerodactylidae.
GGCGGAACCAGAGUGACCUCACGGCUAGCUGUUGUCAGCUUCCCCAAUUGAUGCUUUUCUUUCUCUCCUUGCCCGCACUUUCAGUGUUGCCUUGACAGCCAGUCCCCACUCCUGGACUGCCGGAGCAGCUCUGGACAGGGACCACCUCAGUCGUCGUGCGACGAGGCAUGGAGACCAGAAGGAUGAGAAGCAUCAAAGGUGCCGAGCCGAUGUUUCCUGAUCUGGCUGAUCUGGAGCCCGGAGACCUGAUUGAGAUCUUUCGCUUCGGAUACCAGCACUGGGCCGUCUACGUAGGAAACGGUUAUGUGAUCCAUCUAGCCCCACCAAGUGAAUAUGCUGGGGCAGGCUGUGCCAGCCUCAUGUCCACAUUGACUGACAAGGCCCUGAUCAAGAAGGAGCUGCUGAUGGACGUGGUCGGGAGGAACCGCUACCGAGUGAACAACAAGCACGACUCCAAGCAUCCCCCCCUGCCCCCGACCAAGAUUGUCCAGCGGGCUGAAAGUAUGGUGGGACAGGAGCUACUGUACAAAGUCACGAGUGAAAACUGCGAGCACUUUGUCACUGAGCUCCGAUAUGGCGUGGCCAAAAGUGACCAGGUCCGAGAUGCCCUGGUGGGUGUUGGCAUUGCAGGGCUGGGCUUGGCCACCCUGGGUAUCAUCAGUGCCAUGGUCACGAGGAGGAAGAAACAGAACCAAUAAGAGAACCAAUUAAAGAGACUGAGACUUCUGUGUUUUCUCAGGAUGUUUUGUGUAUUUGAAUAGUCUAAAGAAAUGUGGUUUCCAUUCGGGGACCGUCAUCCUGGAGACCUUCUAGCCUGUAGUUCCUGGCCAGAGUUGGUAAAUUUUCCCCUGGACUCACAAGUAGAAACAGGUGGGGUGAGUUAUACACAGAACUAUCUCAUGCUGCCUCUGUUAUGUAGAGAGAGACUGGCUUGGCUCUGAAAGGGUGUCUUAUGUAUGUAAGUACCAUCAAGUCGCAACCAACCUAUGACAACCCCAGCAAGGGAUUUUCGAAGCAAGUGAAAAGCAGUGGUAGUUUGCCGUGGCUUUCCUCUGCAGUGUCUUCCUUGAUGGUUUCCCAUCCAAGUACUGACCCUGCUUAGCUUCUAAGAACUGAUGAGAUUGGGCUAUUUCAUAUCCUGACAAAGGUCUGUUGAAAAGGUCAAAAUGUAGGUGGAAAAAGUUGCCAACUUCUUAUUCAGAGCUCAGACCUAUAUUUCACCUCACCCUGCAACUGGGGUUGCCAGCUUUUGAACUAACGCCUGUUCCUGUGCCUUUUAACAGUGGCAGGAUUAGUAGCCAAUCCUGUUUAGCUCUGUGUCCGGAGAAGUUCCACUUGCUCAGUUCUGUGUAGGAAAUCUUAUUACAGGUUUUCCCCCCAAGUCAGUUGGAUUCCCCAAUUUGUAGACGAAUGAGGCUGAGAUGGAGUAGUUUGCCUGUGGGAGAAACUUUAGUGCAGAGUUUAGAGUUGUAGUCCCCAAUCUUUUUUGUGCCUGUGAGCACUUUUGCAAUCCUGACAAAGGGUGGUGGACACAAGUCCCAAAAUGGCUGCCGCAGGAGGUGGAGCCAAUCACAAAAAUGACUGCCACAGGAGGUGGAGCCAAUCACAAAAAUGACUGCUGCAGGAAGUGGAGCGAACCACAAAAUGUCAGGGAUCAAGUUUAUAUAAAACUCUAAUAGUAAUUCUUCAGAAGCUCAGGCUCCGUUUAACAGAAUCCCUUUAAAUCUGCACAGCCAAUCAGAAGCCCUGCUGGGAACCCCACCACCACCCCUACCCCUGCCUACUUUCAGCCUUUGAUUUACAUGGAAGAUCCAUUCUUAGCGCAUCACCAGAGAAUGUAGGAAUCACUAACUUUCAGAGAUUGACUUUGAAGGAGGAAAAAGGUCCUUGUGCCUUUAACAAAAUGAGAGGGAAUUUUGGUGGGUGCUGCUUUUCACCCCACAGUGUGAGCAGGUGAAGAAAAGCUGCAUAGCUGAAAUUUCUAGGUAUCACUGUUGGCAGAAAUCCUCCUUGGUUUCUCUGUGAACAAAGCCUUCUUCUGCAAAAGAGCUAUGAUUUUUUAAAUACAGGUUCCCAACGUGGUACCUGUGAGUGCCGUGGCACUUGCCAGCAUCUUUUCUGGCGUCUGCCAGGUGUUUUUAGGAAGUGGGAGGGGACAGGUAGGGCCUUUGCCCAGCAAGGCUUCCAAUUGACUCCUGGAGAUAUGAUUGGCUAUGCAGAUUUUUUUUAAAAAAAUGUUGCUUUGGUUCUAGCUGCCACCAUGGCACAAAGAUCUAUACUAUGUUACAGAAGUUAAGCUGUGGCAAUCAUUUUGUGACUGGUUCCACCACCUUGUAACAUCCUUUAGCUGUAGCAGGGAGGACAACGUUCAGACGUUGUCAUACGAACAACAGCUCGUAGGUUGCGUACACAAGGCUUUGAAGAGUUGAUCACCCAAAAUAAUGUUCUAAAAAAUGACGACCAUAAACAGGCAAGCAGCUGAGAAAGUGGCCCCGAGGAGGAAAUCCGGGCACUGUAGGGAGGCAUGGGCGUUGUUUUGGGGAAGAAUAGGGGAAGGGAGGAGCAACCGGAUACUUCCAAUAAGGCAAGGGAUGGGGAAUAAAAGUAGAUAAAAUAUAAGUGAAUGGAUAAAAAGGAAGGGAGGGAGGCCAGCUAAGAUGGAAAUCGUUGCUGUCCUCAACCUAGGUCCAGUCUCAUCUCUGUCUGACAGGACCUGUGGAAUCAUGUCAAGUCCUGCAGGGUCCGGGUCUCAUUUGACAGAGAGUUCCCCUAGGCUCGGCCCAGAACCAAGAAGCCUCUAUCUGUGGUUGAAGACAGCUGGAUGCUGUUGGGCCAGGGACCACCAGUAAGUUGUUCCCAGCUGAGCAUCCUUGCGGGAGGGUUAUAUCAGGAGAGAUCGUCCCACCGGUAUGAUGGUCCCAUCUAAUUGUCCUCUGAUCGCAUUAAAACCAGCUCCUUUGGCUGUAAACAGCAUUUUUACUGCCCUCGGUUUUAACAGACGGGUUCCUUUUUAUUAUGUAAAUAUUUUGUCACUAAUAAAAAGAUCUGGUUGACCAGAA